Bemisia tabaci is the source of this 1224-nucleotide messenger RNA. RefSeq names its product peroxisome biogenesis factor 2. Gene Ontology annotation, biological process: protein import into peroxisome matrix. The record is from RefSeq and is a predicted model, not a curated record. Lineage: Eukaryota; Metazoa; Arthropoda; Insecta; Hemiptera; Aleyrodidae. Gene Ontology annotation, molecular function: zinc ion binding. Gene Ontology annotation, cellular component: peroxisomal membrane.
UAAGACUGUGACUGUGAGGGACGAGAAUGAGGGAUUUAGGAAUCUUUCUCUCAAUUCCUUUCCUUCAUUACUUUAGUGCAACGAACUAAACUUUAGUAGGAAUACCCAAUACCUAGUAGGAAUUGGGGAUCUGCGUGGGCAGGUCUUUUUCCAGUGUCACAUGAAUCACAGGAGCAAAUUCAUUGAAAAAAGAGCAUCAAGAGUUACCUCUUGGGAUGCAGCAUUGUUGGAUGAAGAGUUAUUAAACAUCCUGAGGUCUCAAGUUCAGGCAGCCCUGAAGUACUUUCCACCAUGGAUAGUCAACCGGUUGGAAUCAAAAACGAAUAUAAUCUUGAAUUUAAUUAUAUGGAAGAUGUCUGUCUUGCAGUCUCAGAGCACAUUUGGCCAACAGAUGCUGGGCCUAAAAUACUCGCAGGAAACAUUCUCGGUUCACAAAGGAUAUGCCCUCUUAAUUCUUCAAAUGUUUGACGAUUUCUGGAAGCUGAAUUUAGAGCAAAUAUCAAACCAUUCUCCCCUUGUUAAGCAAUACGCACAUUGGGUGGAUGUUACAAUGGAUCUAAUUAAGUUAACAAAUUUUCUGGUGUUCCUGCGCAAUGGAGACCAUCCCACUCUCACCGAGCGAUUACUUGGCCUCAAAAUCGUCUCUGUUGCCCGCAGUCCUCGAAUGAUAGGAUACAAUUACAUGACCAGGGAACUACUUUGGCAUGGUUUUAUUGAAAUGCUAGGAUUUGCAUUGCCGCUAGUUAAUUAUCAAUACUUUAGAAAGAAAUUUCUUCAAGUGAUCUCAAAACCCUCUAUGAGUGCCACAGAAUCUGUGUCUUUCUCCAUCAGGUCACAAUGUUCAUUUUGCAAUGAAACGCCUAUUUUACCAGUUCAUAUUGGUUGCUCUCAUGCAUUUUGUUACUAUUGUUUAGAGUCAAACAGGAUGAUCGACAUGAAGUAUGAAUGUCCUGUAUGCUUCCAUUCUCGGGAGUCCGCCACUCGAGUUACAAGCAAAGAUUCUAUUUCAGAAGGGGUCAGCUAAUACUGAAGUAAACAGAACCAAGAUGUGAUUCCCAGGUUUUUCAAACUAUCUUUUGCAGCUCUUCGAGCAGUACAAGAAGUACAAAUUCAGUAACUGAUAAUUUAUUUCGUUAACGUUAAAAUCAUUUGUUAAAUUGUUUUUUACUGGUUUUACUGUUUGUUACUAAUUUUUUUGCAAAUAUACACUGUUUUGUUAAAGUU